AUGAACCCUGAAAAGGCUAAACAGCGCCCAACGACGAAGACAACGAGUUCUGCAAAGCGACCCAAAAAAACUGUCGACUCGAGUGACGACAAAGCACAUGCCAAGGCGUCACCUCAAAAGCAAACCUCAAAGCACAAACGAUCGAAGCGACGGACGUCGUCGACGGCCGGGUCGGACGAGUCGCAUCCCUCGCCGCGAAAGGCAAAGAAGAAACCGACCGACUCCGACGAGACCUCGAGUCCAGUGCGACGAUCGAAAUCCACCAAGUCACGCAAGUCCAAAGGCUCGGACGACGCAUCGAUGUCGUCAACGAGCAGCGUUCUCUCCUCUCCUCGCAAGGCGUUCCAGCGCGGGAAACCAUCCCGGAAGAUGAAGCGCGUGAUGUACCAGUCUGACGACGACGACUCCAACGCACCGUCAUCGGGAAUGAGUGUGUCGGACAUGCGGAAGUUCAAGGAGCGGGCCAAGACCAAAUCGAAGAAGAAAUCGCACAAACAUCGCCGCGAUUCCAGCACCGACUCGAACGAGUCGGACGCCGAGUACUUUCAGCAAAUGAAGGACUCGCUGCGCAGGGCGUUUGACUUUUUUGACGUGGAUUACAGCAACUCGAUUGGUGGGGCUGUCCAAACAAGCCAUGGUGGUGGGCUGAGUGGAGUACGUAGAUAA
Aphanomyces invadans is the source of this 666-nucleotide messenger RNA. RefSeq lists its product as hypothetical. The transcript has 6 exons. Lineage: Eukaryota; Oomycota; Saprolegniomycetes; Saprolegniales; Verrucalvaceae. The record is from RefSeq and is a predicted model, not a curated record. Bases 1 to 666 code for a protein of 221 amino acids.